Messenger RNA from Thalassophryne amazonica, 2914 nucleotides. RefSeq lists its product as uncharacterized. Gene Ontology annotation, molecular function: cholesterol binding. The coding region runs from base 296 to 2563 and encodes 755 amino acids. NCBI's taxonomy places the organism in Eukaryota, Metazoa, Chordata, Actinopteri, Batrachoidiformes, Batrachoididae. Gene Ontology annotation, cellular component: cytosol; intracellular membrane-bounded organelle; membrane. The transcript is spliced from 14 exons. The record is from RefSeq and is a predicted model, not a curated record.
AGUGGCAGCUGUGUGUGUGUGGAGCACACGGUCCCGGGCCGUGCGGAGGAACCUCCUCUCCCCGCAGUCCGCAGCAGUAAAGUGUGUCUUGGCAUCACUUCUUCUUCUCCUUCCUCCUGUGUGUCUGCUCCGGCGUCAUGUGAAGGAGCUUCGCCAGCUCUUCUCUCACCCUCCUCCGCCGAGCACGACGUCCGUCCUCGCCGACGUCGCCGCCCCGGCAGUCACGGUGGGGUACUGUCCCUGUCCCCGCUGUCUCCGGUUUCUCCUGCCCCUCCGGUGUGCGGCAGGGCGGAGGAUGAGCGAGCAGGGUCUGGGCUCGGCAUCCGCCUCUGCCGCGGCCCCGGCGCCGGGCUCGGACACCUACAAAGGUUGGCUUUUUAAAUGGACCAACUACCUGAAAGGCUACCAGCGGCGGUGGUUCGUCCUCAGCAAUGGCCUCCUUUCCUAUUACAGGACACAAGCAGAGAUGGCUCAUACAUGUCGAGGAACAAUAAACCUGGCCACUGCACACAUCGAUACAGAAGAUGCCUGCAAUAUUGUCCUCAGCAGUGGUGGCCGCACUUACCACCUGAAGGCUAGCACGGAAGUGGAGCGGCAGAGAUGGGUCACAGCACUGGAGCUGGCAAAAGCUAAAGCCAUCCGGAUGAUGAAUGAUCAGUCUGAUGACUCUGGGGAUGAGGAGCCUACAUGUCAGUCGGACCGCAGUGAGAUUCAGGGUACCCUGAAGAUACUUGUCAGCAAGCUUGACGAUCUCAGCACAUGUAAUGACCUGAUUGCCAAGCAUGGAGCAGCUCUGCAACGAUCCCUGAGUGAGCUCGAGGGUUUGAAAGUGCCUGUAGAGGGAGGAGAGAAGAUUAAGGCAGUCAAUGAGCGAGCCACACUCUUUCGCAUCACUUCCAAUGCUAUGAUCAAUGCCUGUCGAGACUUCUUGGACCUAGCAGAGACUCACAGCAGGAGAUGGCAGCGUGUGCUGCAGUAUGAGCGAGAGCAGCGCACCCACCUAGAGGAGACUAUUGAACAGUUAGCCAAACAACAUAACAGCCUGGAGCGAGCGUGGAGAGAAGCACCUACGCUUGUUUCCAGCACACCCAGUGCACUCACCACCAACAAGGAAGGUAAUGAGAGGCCAUUGAAAGAAGAGGCAAGUGAUGAAGAUGACGAAUAUUUUGAUGCCAUGGAGGAUUCCCCUACAUUUAUCACAGUGACUGCCACUGAAAACACACAGCACAGACUUUCACAAAGCCACUUGAGUGGAGCGAGUGGCGGACAUCCAAAUGACUGGUUGCAUGAUGACCACGUGACCCUAAACUGUAACAAUGUGCCAGGGAAGGGGCUGCAGCCACGCAGACAAAGGCGGACUCGCAUCCCACACAAGCCCAACUACUCCCUCAAUUUGUGGAGCAUCAUGAAGAACUGCAUCGGCAAGGAACUUUCUAAAAUUCCCAUGCCUGUAAAUUUCAAUGAGCCUUUGUCAAUGCUGCAGCGUCUCACAGAGGACCUGGAGUAUCAUGAGCUUCUAGACAAGGCAGCGCACUGUGACUCCUCUCUGGAGCAAAUGUGCCUGGUCGCUGCCUUCUCCGUCUCUUCCUACUCCACCACUGUUCAUCGGACCGCCAAGCCCUUCAACCCCCUCCUGGGUGAGACCUACGAGCUUGAUCGCCUGGAAGACUUUGGGUAUCGUUCGCUGUGUGAACAGGUGAGCCAUCAUCCCCCUGCAGCUGCACAUCACGUGAUUUCUCAACGAGGCUGGACCCUGUGGCAGGAAAUCACCAUUGCUAGCAAGUUUCGUGGCAAAUACCUCUCCAUAAUGCCUCUGGGUGCCAUUCACCUGCACUUCCACUCCAGUAGGAACCACUACAUUUGGAGAAAAGUCACCUCUACGGUGCACAACAUCAUUGUUGGCAAGCUGUGGAUAGACCAGUCGGGUGACAUUGAGAUUGUGAAUCACAGGACCAAAGAGACCUGCCAGCUCAAGUUUUCUCCCUAUAGUUAUUUCUCCAGGGACUUGCCACGGAAGGUGAUGGGUGUGGUGUCAGACAGUGCAGGCCAGGCCCACUACACACUUUCUGGAACAUGGGAUGAUAAAAUGCAGAGUGCCAAGAUCAUUAAGAGCAGCCGAGGGGCCAGUGGAUCAGAGGGCAGGCAGGACACCUAUCAGACUUUGUCCCCCAGACUGUUGUGGAAGAAGUAUCCUCUCCCGGAGAAUGCAGAGAACAUGUACUGCUUCUCAGCACUGGCACUGACUUUAAAUGAACCAGAGGAUGGAGUCGGAUUGACUGACAGCCGUCUGAGACCAGACCAGAGACUGAUGGAGGAUGGGAGAUGGGAUGAAGCAAACUCAGAAAAACAGAGGCUAGAAGAAAAACAAAGAGCUGUGAGAAGGAGAAGGGAAGCAGAAGCCUCAAAUGCUCUGGCUGAAGGUAGAGAAUACGAAGACUACAAGCCGCUGUGGUUUCACCGGAGGAGGGACCCGGUCACUGGAGAGACAAACUUUGUGUACAAGGGAGGUUACUGGGAGGCUAAAGAGAGACACGACUGGAGCAUGUGUCCUGACAUCUUCUAAGACAGGACCUCUAACCUGCUCUGCCCACAGGGCAGCAGAAAAAAAAGGCACUUGUUCACUCCUGAAAAUAGGGUGCUCCAUAAAUGCUUAGGCACAAUGCACUUUUCUGUGUUCAGAUAUAAAGUGUUUUACUGAUAGGACAGAAACCCAUUUCAAAGCAGCUGUCCUCUUACUACAAGGCCACAGAUUGGUUACGAAGAGAGACAAAAUCAUAAACAGGCCCAGAGCAAGCGGACAGUGUUGAUUAGCUGUCAGUAGUUCAAUGGUUAAAGCCUUCAUCUUCUGUUUUUUUGUUUUUUUUUCAGCACAACUGAGAUAAUAUGAGGCCUAGUGAAUAAAGCUUCAAAUGUU